This is a messenger RNA of Eremothecium sinecaudum, 1767 nucleotides long. RefSeq names its product amino acid permease. The coding region runs from base 1 to 1767 and encodes 588 amino acids. NCBI's taxonomy places the organism in Eukaryota, Fungi, Ascomycota, Saccharomycetes, Saccharomycetales, Saccharomycetaceae. Gene Ontology annotation, molecular function: amino acid transmembrane transporter activity. Gene Ontology annotation, cellular component: membrane. Gene Ontology annotation, biological process: amino acid transmembrane transport. The transcript has a single exon. The record is from RefSeq and is a predicted model, not a curated record.
AUGCUAGGUUUUGUAUCGGAUAAGCCUAUGGCUACCACGACGGUAGCUCAGGAUUCAUCUUCAAGUACAAAUUCUGCAGUUAUAGCUGAGAAAAGUCAGUUACAAAGAUUCAAGGACUCCUUUAAGAGAGCGCAUGGUACAGAAAAGGAUGACCAUGCUAUAGAGGAACAGGGCUUCGGUUCCGAGUUGAGUAUGGCUCAAAAGAAACUGAAGCAAAACAUAAAAACCAGGCAUUUGACCAUGAUUUCGCUAGGCACUGGUAUCGGUACGGGUCUACUAGUUGCAACGGGUAAAGCUCUUCAUUAUGGUGGUCCAGGUGGUCUAUUCAUUGGAUUCCUUUCUUCAUCUACCAUGUUGUACUGUGUUGUUCAGGCUUGUUGUGAGCUAGGUGUUGCUUACUCAGGGUUACCAGGUAAUUAUAAUGUGUAUCCUACAUUCCUGGUCGAUCGUGGUUUUGGUUUUGCAGUAUCUUUAGUCUAUGGUUUACAGUGGAGUAUUGUGCUGCCAUUAGAGCUUGUUACCGCUUCUAUGACCAUUAAAUACUGGACCGAUACUGUAAAUCCUGAUGUCUUUGUUGCUAUAUUUUAUGUUUUCAUCAUUGGUAUUCAUUUCUUCGGUUCAAGAGGCUAUGCUGAAGCAGAGUUUGUUUUUAAUAGUAUGAAGGUCAUUCUUAUGGCCGGUUUUGUUAUUAUGGGGAUUGCCCUUAAUAGUGGUGCUUCCAACCAGGGAUAUAUUGGUGCUAGAUAUUGGAGAGAUCCUGGCAGUUUUGCAGGUCCACAUCACAUCGAUGCUUUCAAGGGGUUAUGUUCUGUUUGGGUCCAAAGUGCAUUUGCGUACGGUGGUUCUGAAUUUAUUGCUUUGACAGCGGCUGAGCAAGCUAACCCUGGCGAAUCUGUGCCCCGUGCUACUAAGAGAUGGGUAUAUAGAGUGGUCUUCGUCUUUUUGUUACCUAUUCUCUUGGUUUGCUUCUUGGUGCCUUUUGAUUCUGACAAAUUGCUAGAUUCACCAAGUAAUCCAUCUAGUCACGCUUCUCCAUUUGUUCUUGCAGCCGAAUUCCAUGGUGUGAAAUUUAUCCCUCAUAUUAUUAAUUUCAUUAUUCUCACAUCAGUCAUCUCCGUCGGGAAUUCAGCGAUGUAUUCCGCACCACGUAUUUUACUAUCAUUGGCUGAAAACGGUCUAUGUCCAAAAAGUUUUACCUACGUAGACAGAGAAGGUAGGCCGUUGGUAACAAUGAUUGUGGUGUGUAUUUUCGGUCUCAUUUCCUUUGCGGCUGCAUCUGAAAACCAAGAAUCUAUUUUCACUUGGUUGAGUGCGAUUGCAGGUUUGUCCCAAUUGUUUACAUGGACUGCUAUAUCUCUUUCCCACGUUAGAUUUAGGUCUGCCAUGAAGAAGCAAGGCAGAUCACUUGGGGAGUUAGGUUAUAAGGCAAAGACCGGUUCCAUUGGCUCAUAUUACGCCAUUUUCUUCAAUAUUGUUGUUCUAGUCGCACAAUUCUGGGUUGCAAUUUCCCCCAUUGGUAAUGGCGGAAAAUUGAAUGCUGAGAAGUUCUUCCAAAACUAUCUUGCGUUCCCAUGCUUGUGUCUCUUCUAUUUCGGGUACAAGAUCUAUAACAGAGAAACCAAAAUAAUCAUCCCUGCUGACAAGAUCGAUCUGCAAUGCCACAGGCAAAUAUUCGAUGAAGAGAUUAUUAAGGAAGAAAAGUUGGAGCGCAAGAAUCGUAUGAAGAGUGCAUCGUUUACAAAGAGAUUAUUCGAUUUCUGGUGUUAA